AUGUCUGCUUCCGUCGUGGAAAGGCUGGACACUCUAGUGGCUGAUAUAAUAGCCGAUUGGAACAUUUACACCACUGUUGUUGCUGGUGUUGUUGUUGCCUUUGCUGUGUACUCUGUGAUUUCGUCUCGAGACCCUGACAUCCAUCCAUUCCUUCUUGCUCGCCAAUCUACUGCAUCCCCUAUCCGCCAGCAGGGCGAGUCCGCAACAUACAGAUGUCUGGAAACUCCACAUGGGUUGCCCCUGCGAUUCGGGCUGAACGUCAAGGAUCCCGGUGCACCAAAAUGGACUGGUGGCCGCCGAGGUGACCUGCGUGAUAUUUGGAAGACUGCUGUGCGUGGGGCUCUGAAUGAAGAUGGCACCAUCUCUGGCAAGCAGGGCAAGAUCUAUACAGUGCUGGGAAAAAAGGCUAUCGAGCACUCUUUAGACCAAGUCACCCAAGAGAUCAACGUUAUCGGUCGUCAUCUGCGGAGCGCCGAUGCGAAGACUGUGGCUAUUUGCCUGACAGACUCCAUUGAACUACUAGCUGCGAUUUUUGCGGGUGCUUUCUACGGUUUCAAGACUGUCCUUGUGCCUCACAACCUUCCUGCAGAGAUAUUAUCUGCUCAUUUGCAACAGGCAAAGGCAGAUGUUAUCAUUGCUGAAGCUGGGUCUAUUGAUCUGUCUCUUAUCUCAAAGGACAACAAACAGCUCUCACUCGCCCUCUGGGUUGCCAAGUAUGGCAACCGACACAUGGACUGGAACGAGGUUCCCGAGGACGUCAAGGGUAGCUUGAGUGUGGCGGUUUGGCAUGAACUGGUUGAGGAGCAUAAGGAUCUUGCUGGCUAUGAGGUUCCCGAGUAUGACCCUAAAACGACGACGCCAUCCGUCAGCACUGUUUGGCCCUCUUCGUCUCAAUCAGGCCAAUUUAUUGAGUUCCAGCCCGAGAAUCUUGUUUCCGCUGUUGGCGCAUUAAACUCUUCACUGCCUCGUACCCAGCGCUUCACUCCAACCGAUAUUGUCCUGUCCAUCGACUCCCUUUCUCGGUCUUAUCCACUAUGCCAGACUAUGGGUGCGCUCUUCGCCAACUCUUCCAUCGCCCUAAAUUCCGUCGCUGGAGAGACCGUUGACUUUGCUUUGGCUACUGCUGGUGUGUCUCCCACAGUCAUUAUUGCAUCGUCGCAGACCAUGAGCGAUUACCACGAGAAGAUUAUGCGCCCGCAUACUGGCCUUAUCUCCUCUAUUGGUCGCUGGCUUCAAGCAAGGACUUUAGAUGCAGGAAAUAUGCCAACCCACAACUUCUUCAGCCAGUUGGCUCGCAUUGGUCCCACUGCCGAGCUUUCUCUGGACAACCUGCGCCUUCUUUGCAUUUCCCACCGCAUUGAUGGCAGCUCCGUUGCUCGUCUUACUUCGGAGCAAUUGACUGAGCUCCGAAUCUUCACUGGCGCUCGGGUUGUUUAUGCCUUGACCGGACCCGGGGUUGCUGGUGCCAUUUCCCAGACAAAUGCCUUUGACUACAGAUGCCUCACUGGCCCCAGCCACUUUGGCGCCCCGUUGAGUAGCACGGAAAUUACUCUGAAAAAUGUCCCCGAGGGCUCCACUGACGGCGCGGAAGAGGGUCAGCUUACUGUAUCUGGCCCUGCUGUUGUCAAUGGCACCACCUCUCUUUCUGGAAGAGCACGCAUUGGUACCGACAACACCCUGGAAUUGUGCUCUUAA
This is a messenger RNA of Penicillium canescens, 1695 nucleotides long. RefSeq lists its product as uncharacterized. Bases 1 to 1695 code for a protein of 564 amino acids. The transcript is spliced from 3 exons. The record is from RefSeq and is a predicted model, not a curated record. Lineage: Eukaryota; Fungi; Ascomycota; Eurotiomycetes; Eurotiales; Aspergillaceae. Gene Ontology annotation, cellular component: endoplasmic reticulum; membrane. Gene Ontology annotation, molecular function: long-chain fatty acid-CoA ligase activity.